Rotaria sp. Silwood2 is the source of this 2577-nucleotide messenger RNA. The record is from the annotation of a GenBank genome assembly. NCBI's taxonomy places the organism in Eukaryota, Metazoa, Rotifera, Eurotatoria, Philodinida, Philodinidae.
AUGCCGUCCGAUCCAGUGGAAAGAUACAAAGAAUUACUUGCAAAGGAACCUAGAAUUGAUGACAAAUAUGUGAUUAUUGAUGUUAAAUGGUUAAAACAUUGGAAACGCUUUAUUGGUAUCGAUAAAUCAGAUGAAGAACAAGUCACUGAACCAGGUCCAAUAGACUUCACAACAUUAGUCGAUCCAGCAACAGCCAACAGUUCCAAUGAAGUUCAACUUCGUUCAGAUGUUGUUGAAGGAAAUGAUUAUACCUUCAUUCCAUAUGGACUUUAUAUAGAACUAGAACAGACAUAUAACAAAAUCGGCCUCGAAAUAAUUCGUAGAGUAAUCCCACAGGGUCAAUUUCAAACUGUAAUUGAAGCCUUUCUUGUACCGCUACGACUACGCGAAUCAAGAGAUGAUAAUGCAAAAAUAAAACAAAUUUAUCGUAGUCGUCGAACAAAGAUAGAAGAAAUAAAAAAAGAUAUUUGUAAUGAAUUUUGUAUUCAAUUAAGAUGGAACUAUCGAUUAUAUUCAUCAGUGGAUGAAAACGGUCAAAAGUGGGAACUCGUUGAUGAUGGACUAUCGUCAACUCUUGAAGAUGUCGGUUUAAUAAAAAAUGCAUUUAUCACAUAUGAAGACCGAUCAUUAUCACUAGAGACAGCUUCUUUAUCAAGAACACAGUUCCCUCGAGGACUUUGUGGUUUAUCAAAUUUAGGCAAUACUUGUUUCAUGAAUUCAGCCUUACAAUGUUUAUCAAAUGUUCCAGCACUAACAGUAUAUUUUCUUAGUGAUACAUAUAAAGAACAUAUAAACCUUGAUAAUCCAUUAGGUAUGAAAGGUGAUGUUGCUAUAGCAUAUGGUAAAUUAAUACAUGAAAUGUGGUCAGGUAAUACAGAUUUUUGUGCACCAAAAUUUUUGAAACAAAGUGUUGCAAAUUAUGCACCACAAUUUGGUGGUUAUUCACAACAAGAUUCACAAGAAUUUAUGUCAUUUUUACUUGAUGGUUUACAUGAAGAUUUAAAUCUUGUCAAAGUAAAACCAUAUGUAGAAAAACAAGAUGAUGAUGGAAACGCUGAUGAUUCAACAUUAGCUAAGGAACAAUGGGAAUAUUAUCGAAAACGAAAUCAAUCAAAGAUUCAAGAUAUAUUUCAUGGACAAAUCAAAUCUCUUGUGCAAUGUCUUACGUGUGGAACAAGAGCACGUACAUUUGAUCCAAUCUGUUUUCUAAGUUUACCAUUGCCAGUUAAAGCCAAACUACGAAAAUUUAAAAUCGAUUAUGUUCGUUUAAGUGGACAAAUUAAAACUUAUCAUAUUAAAUGUGAUGAAGAUGGUCAUGUAUGUAAUUUAGUUCAACAGUUUUGUAAUCGUUUUGAAGAGAAAAAGAAAAAAAUUCAUGAAAGUGAAUCUAUGGUAACUGAUGUCGCAACGAAAUCUGGUGAAACUAAUCAAGAUGAAGAUGAAGAUGAAGAUGAAGAGGAUGAAGAUGAAGAUGAAGAUGAAGAGGAUGAAGAAGAAGAUUUUACAAAAGAAGACGAUUAUGAUAGACAUAAACCUAAACCAGAUUAUAUUGUAGCAGUUGAAGUUUACAAACAUAGAAUUAAUUUACAAUAUAGAGACAAUACUCCGUUAACAGCUAUAUUCAAAUAUGAUCAAAUUGUUUUUUAUGAGGUACCUAAUUCAUUAAAAAAAGAAGACAGUGAGAAUAUUUUAAUUCCAUGCAUAUUUCGAGAUGACUAUUAUCACUAUGAUUUUGGCUUACCUAUUUAUCUUACUGUACCAAGACAAAAUUGUAAAGGAAGAGAUAUUCAAGAAGCAUUGCAGAAAACAGUCAGUAAGUUUCUUCCAUUAUCUUCAACGGAUUCAUCAGAUAAACCAUUUUAUACUGCUUCAUUGACAAUCAGCCAAAGUUAUUAUCCAACAACUCAACCAUUAGAAUCACUUCUUGAUGAGCAUAUUGAUUUUACUCGCAUAAGUAGAACACUUAUUGUUGAUGUUGUAUCAUCAGUUGUUGAACAAUAUAAAAAACGAGAAGAAGAAAAACGAGAAGAAAAGGAUCCUGUUUCACCUAUGACCUCUGGUGUUCAAACACGUAGUCAACAAAAACGAGCAACAACAUUAUUAGAUUGUUUUAAAUAUUUCACAAAAAAAGAAGUAUUAUCGGAUGACGAUCUAUGGAAAUGUUCACAAUGUAAUGAAUUAAAAAAAGCUACAAAAAAAAUUGAUAUAUGGCGUUUACCAAAAGUUUUAAUUGUACAAUUAAAACGUUUUAGUUAUACGCGUCAUUUUCGCGAUAAAAUUGAUUUAUUUGUUGAUUGUCCAAUACGUGAUUUAGAUUUAUCCAAAUUUGUUCUAAAUUCAGAUGAAAAACCACAAGCAAAAUAUGAUUUAAUUGCUGUUAGUAAUCAUAUGGGCUAUUUAGGUGGUGGACAUUAUACAACACAUGCAAAAAACUCUAUUGAUAAAAAAUGGCAUACAUUUAAUGAUUCACAUGUAUCAGAAGUCAAUGAAAAUGGUAUUAUUGGUGAAGAAGCUUAUGUUCUUAUUUAUCAACAACAAAGACAAUUAUUAUCAGAAAACGAAUGUGCACAGAAAUGA